AUGAGAACAAUGAAGUUUGUGGAGAAGUUCUUUAAAAAGGGAUCUAAGAUUAGAUAUAAAGACGUGAAAGCGAAGCUACUUAAAAUGGAAGCUGGCAGAGAUAAGUUGAACAUGGUGGUCCUGUUCUUUUUGUCAAGCAUUAUUAAAGGCUUGGUCAAGACUGGUAGAUAUGCUCCUUCUGUGGACCCAUUCCUACUGAGAGCCGUCAGUGAUCUUGAGUUAUGCCGGACAUUUCCUUGGGGGAGAUUGUCAUUUGAUCAUAUGCUUCAACAGAUCACUCACACAAUGAGUCAUUUUGGAGGGUUUGUUAAGGAGGGUGAGAAGAGUCCAAUAUUAUGGCCGAUAGGUGGUUUCUGCAUUCCUUUGGAGCUCUUACCUGUUGAGCCAAUUGCAGCAUUGGGGUUGAAGUUCCGAAAACCUGUUGCCGGUGCACAUGAAAAUUGUCCUAGGAUGUGCAGAUCAAAGUUCAAAUCAUGCGAGAUGAAAGGGUUUUCGUUAGAACAAAUAAAUGCCGAACUUCGUACAACUAAAUAUAUUGAGAGUAUACUGAUUCCAUCCCGCACCGAGAAAGCUCUCCUGCGCGAAAUCACUGAGAAGAAAGAAGAUGAUAAGCAUUGCGUCGUUGUCCAAAGUUGGAUGGAUCGUCUUGGUGAAGGAUUUACCGUAUUCUUUGAGAAUAUGUUCAAAGAAGAUGUAGAUGCCAAGGUUAGAGAAGUACCUGCGAAUGUGGCGGUCGAAGAUGUUGACCCCAUUGAACCACCGGUGAACGGCCCAAUCUGCAUCAUUGGUAGAUCUCAUGGACCGCAUGAAGAAAGAAAUGGAUGA
This is a messenger RNA of Microthlaspi erraticum, 825 nucleotides long. The record is from the annotation of a GenBank genome assembly. NCBI's taxonomy places the organism in Eukaryota, Viridiplantae, Streptophyta, Magnoliopsida, Brassicales, Brassicaceae.